AUGGACACAGAUUUGGCUCAUUAUAUUGCCAAAACUUAUCCAAUGUUAAUCGGUGAAAAAGAUGGAAAUGGGAUGACAGGUCUUCAACUUCUUGCCUGCAAGCCGUCAGCAUUCAAUCAUGGAUUUGAAGAUAAUUUCUUCAAGCGGUUCAUACGCAAGUUCAUUGAUUUGAAUCAUAAAGAACAAACCAGCAGAGUGCCUUUCCUGAAAGAACUUCAGAAACAAAUUCUCAAGAGUAAAUCAGCAAAGACACUUGCCACCCUUUUCAUUGAAAGUGAUGCCUCAUGGGAAGCAACAGCACCCAUGUCAAAUCAGAACAGAAUUAAACUCAUCCAAGGGAUAAUGUCUUCAAGAAUAAGUAUUGUUAUUUUUAAUAAUCCUACUCGUGACUCCCCAUUGUUUUUAGCUACAAAAUCAGGUUGUACAGAGAUUGUAAGGGAAAUACUGCAAGUGUAUCCUCAGGCGGUCGAGCAGAUUGAUGAGAAUGGGCGUGACAUUUUGCAUGUGGCAAUUCAAUAUCGAAGAAUGGAAAUCUAUAAAGCUGUGAUCAAUAUGAAGUAUCCUUUGAUGAGGCUAAGAGGAGAGAUCGACAAUCUAGGCAACUCAAUACUGCACAUGGUGGGCCAAAAAGUUGAAGAUCAGAAAGCUGAGGUGGAUAUCCGAAGCCCUGCUCUCAUACUACGAGAUGAUUUGCUUCUAUUCGAGUUUAUCUCAUUGAUAUCAAGUGUGAAAAAUAUAUGUACCACUGAAGCAAUUUCUCAGGUAAACGACGAUGGUGUGACAGCUGAACAACUAUUCAUCAAGAACAAUGCACAACUUCACAUCGAUGCCAAAGAAUGGAUGAAGAGCACUGCUGGGAAUUGCUCCGGGUUUGCUGUGCUCGUUGCCACUGUUGCCUUUGCUUCAUCUUUCACUCCACCUGGAGGUUCAGAGCCAGAUACAGGACGUCCAAUUAUGGAGGGCAACUAUUUUUUUAUAGUCUUUUCUCUAGCUAAUGGACUUUCCCUCACAUUUUCUUUGACAUCAGUUAUCGUAUUUCUUUCCAUCCUUACAUCUUCCUUCCGCUUAAAGGAGUUCCAGAACUCUCUUCAUAAUAAAUUACUCUUAGGCCUCACACUGUUGAUACUCUCUGUGUCAAUGAUGAUGAUAUCAUUCGCAGCCACGAUUCUCCUAGGCAGUGGUAAGUGGCAAGAUUGGACAAACAUUAUCUUGUAUAUAGUUACGUUUUUCCCAGUCAUUGUGUUUGUGCUCUCAUACGUAAGUCUCUACAAGUUGCUCAUUAAAGUGUUUGAGGAAAGUCUAAAGAAGGUUAUAGAUUCAAUAUUGCCUGGCCGUGAUGUGGAAUUGCACCAGCCUUCUCAAGCUCCAACUACUAUUUUCACCAAAGCAACCACGAGUUCUUUUGUUUGAUCUUUUGGAUGUUCUUCUUUAAGUAACUCUUAUAUAUAUGAC
Molecule: messenger RNA, 1452 nt
Organism: Lactuca saligna
Lineage: Eukaryota; Viridiplantae; Streptophyta; Magnoliopsida; Asterales; Asteraceae
Source: the annotation of a GenBank genome assembly